AUGUCUUCCGAAUCAUCAACAAAACCUAUCAUCUAUAUGAUCCGGCAUGGAGAGAAGCCCGCCGAAGUCGACGGGAAAGAACCAGAUGGGCUGUCUGCUCAAGGUAAAAAACGCGCAGAUGAUCUCCCCAACGUCUUUGGAGAGAAUUCGUCCUAUAAUAUCGGAUACAUUAUGGCAGAGCAUCCCCACCAUGACGGCAGUCGCGAUCGCCCUUAUAAGACUGUGAAGCCGUUGGCACAUGCACUUGGGCUGAAGGUCCAUAAAGAUAUUCAGAGAGAUGAUUACGUCGGAGCCAAAAAUGAAGCUUUAUCCUUUGAUGGUCCGGGGAAUGUGCUGCUUUGCUGGGAGCAUAAGUCCCUUGAAGGCAUUGCUAAGGCGAUUGGUAUUCAGGGCUAUGCAGCACAGACUGGGUGGACUGGGGAGGUAAAAUAUCCUGGCGAUAGGUUCGACUUGAUUUGGGUUGUGCCGCCGCCGUACACGGAGAUCACAGUGGUAGGAAGUGAGCUAGUUCCGGGUUUGGAUGAUGGAGUUCAUGUCAACGCCAAUGGAGAUGUUCCCCCUCCUUCGGCUGACUGA
Messenger RNA from Fusarium proliferatum ET1, 576 nucleotides. RefSeq lists its product as uncharacterized. The transcript has 3 exons. NCBI's taxonomy places the organism in Eukaryota, Fungi, Ascomycota, Sordariomycetes, Hypocreales, Nectriaceae. The record is from RefSeq and is a predicted model, not a curated record. The coding region runs from base 1 to 576 and encodes 191 amino acids.